Messenger RNA from Plectropomus leopardus (leopard coralgrouper), 1077 nucleotides. Lineage: Eukaryota; Metazoa; Chordata; Actinopteri; Perciformes; Serranidae. The record is from RefSeq and is a predicted model, not a curated record.
AUGAACAAUUUCAACAAAAAAUGCUUGUUUUUAAUUAACAAAACCCCAUUGCUAUUCCAUGUUUGUGUUUGCGCGUGUGUGUGUGUGUGUUUGUGUGUAGUGGAGUCAGAGGACGGCGCAGUGGUGUGUGAGCCAGGCUGCCUGGUUCUGGAGAGCGACUUCCUGCUGAGUGGAGAGCUGGAGUUUGGAGACUCUGAGAUCAUGGGCCUGGACAGAGAGGCCGGUAUGACGGUGUUCUCUCUGAGCGUCGAGGACGACCCCUCAGCGCCCACAGACUCCACUUUCCCAGCGUUCCUGUCCUGUAAAGGAUGUGGUCAGCUGCUGGGGGACACGCCGCUGGGCGCAGGUUUAGAUCUCGGUGUGGGCCUGGACCUGGGGGCGGAGCUUUACUGCCUCACCUGUGAGGAAGGCCUCCAGCAUGAAGCCUCCGUCGACUCCUCUCAAGCCGACGGCUCCAUGGAGGCCGACACAGCCGCUGGCUGCGACUCCGACAGGAAGCGGAGAAGCGCAGGUAAGACGGCCGCGGCCGGAGAUGUCCCUCCCAAACUGUACUCGUGCUCGCUGUGCGCCUUCACCUCGCGCUACUCCAACCACCUGAAGCGCCACAUGCGGACGCACGACGGCCAGAAGCCGUACCGCUGCCCCAUCUGCCCCUAUGCCUCGGCCCAGCUCGUCAACCUGCAGCGCCACGCCCGCACCCACACCGGGGAGAAGCCGUACCGCUGCCACCAGUGCAGCUACGCCUGCAGUUCGCUCGGCAAUCUGCGGCGGCACCAACGCAUGCACACGCAGGAGAGACCGCAGAGGAGGGAGAAGGAGAAACGGCGAGGGAGACGGAAAAAAGCAGACGCAGAAGAAGGUAAGAAACGCCUGCAUCACAGAGUCACAUAAAGAUUGACUAAACAUGACAAAUGAUUACCCUCGUUAAACUCGUCCACCCCAUCCUGUAUUUAAAACGUUUAGUAAAAGUAAGAAUAGUCAAGGAAAUACACUUUGAAUAUCGAAAGUAAAAUAACCCAAUGCAGAAAAAUCUAAAAAUAACAAACAAAAUACGCCAAAAUCUUGCAAUUAUAGAAA